GACCCGGCCCAUUAACAUUCACCAACUUCUUCUAGGACUAAAUUAGGGUUUCAUCUUCAAUCUUUCCUGUUAUAAAACAACCAAAUUAGCAUCCAAAACUAAUGAACAACAACAAGAAGAAGAAACCCACAUGUAUCACCCAGUUCCAAAACGCCGCCGUUUACAUCCUCCCAUACCUCCACCCCACAGAACUAUCAUCCAUUUCUUCAACCUGCAAAGCCCUAAAUCUCCUAACCAAAUCAAUCACAUCCGUCAGAUCAUCCGACGCUUCUAGAACCUUCGAGAAACACCCAAUUCCAUUCAUCAACAACAAUGUAGACAAUCACCCAUAUGCAUACUUCAAUUACACCAAAACUCAAACCCUAGGGUUUACCCACGACCCGACCCGACAACCAUGGGGAUCUUGCUCCGAUACCCGACCCGAAUCGAGUCCGAUUUGUGACUCGACGGGUCAAGAUGGUUGUGGAUGCGAAUGUGAGAUAUUUGAUGGGGAUUUGGACCGGGUCGGGUUGAUUUGCGAAUGCGGGUCGGGUUGUCGGAUCCGGGUGUUAUCGGUUCGGUUGAAGAUUGUUAGGAGUGUGAAUAAAGGUUGGGGUUUGUAUGCUGAUGAGUUUAUUAAAUGUGGAGAGUUUGUUUGUGAGUAUGCAGGUGAGCUUUUGACGACGAAAGAAGCAAGAAGACGUCAACUAACAUACGAUAAACUCGUGUCCGGUAGCAAGCGUACAUCCGCUCUUCUAGUUGUGAGGGAGCAUCUUCCAUCCGGAAACGCAUGUUUGAGGAUUAACAUUGAUGCCACAAGAAUUGGGAAUGUUGCAAGGUUCAUCAACCAUUCGUGUGAUGGUGGGAAUCUUUCGACGGUUUUGGUAAGAAGUUCGGGUGCUUUGUUACCUCGAGUAUGCUUUUUUGCGUCCCGUGAUAUAUUAAAGGAUGAAGAGCUUACGUUUAGUUAUGGUGAUGCGGGAGUGAAUCCGAAUGGAUCGAAGUGUUUUUGUGGCAGUAGUUGUUGCUCUGGUAUCAUGCCUUCUGAACAUACAUAGUUGCCGAUUUGCUGGUAUUUUGGACCUCGUUUGAGUGGUCGAUUUAUGUACAAACAGGUCGAUUUGGGUCGAAUUGAAAAAUAUAGCUAAAAGUGUAUUCUUACUUCUUGAUGCAUGUAAUCUUCUUAAUCAUUUUA
Molecule: messenger RNA, 1174 nt
Organism: Helianthus annuus (common sunflower)
Lineage: Eukaryota; Viridiplantae; Streptophyta; Magnoliopsida; Asterales; Asteraceae
Product: histone-lysine N-methyltransferase SUVR3
Exons: 2
Coding region: 102-1037 (311 amino acids)
Molecular function (GO): protein binding
Source: RefSeq, a predicted model, not a curated record